AUGGAACCACGACAAUGUGCCAGUAGAGAGCAGUUCUCAAUCAUGAUCGAGUUCAUGGAAAGGCACGGCGAUAUCUUGAGGCCCCAUCCUGGUGUUCAAGGACGAUUAAAAAGUGACCAAAUGUGGAAGGAGGUGACCGUUUUAUUAAAUUCCGUGGGUGGUGGCGUGCAGAAAUCUGCCGAUAAAUGGAAAAAGGUAUGGGCAGACUUGAAGACAAAAACAAAAAAAAAAUAUUUAAAUAUAAGAAACAAGUCGCAAGGUACAGGAGGUGGUCCGAGGCGAUGCCCUGCCCUAACCAUGUUCGAAGAGCGGGUGGUGGCAGUUAUAGGGACACAUGCUAUCACUGGGCAGCCUGGGAUCCAAGAGCAGGGUUUUAUUAGACAACCAAGUGAGGUGCCGUUUGAGCCGAGCCAAAGAGAGGACAUUCAUGUGGAGGUCCCGAGCAGUCAAAACACGACUUCACGAGUUCCUUCCCCACCAGACACACUACGAGGAAUUUCACCUCCACCUCCAGUUCCGACAUCAUCAUCUCCGCGAAGAACUCCAUCUCCGCCAAGAAGUCCUCCAGUACAAACCCAACACUUCUCCCGGACUACUUCGACGCCUCGAUCGACUACUACUACUACUCCGCGCCGAUCAUUACCAAGGGCGCGAAGGAAUAAGGGACUAAAUCCCUUCGAUCGCGCGGCAAGCGAAUUUGUAGCUAUAGAGAAGCGGCGGUUGGAGAAUGAAAUGGCUAAAGAGAAGCUCCUUCAUGAACGGGAGAUGGAGAGGCUGCGGCUGGAGGCCCAGAGGAUUGAACUGUCUCGGCAACAAAAUACAUUGUUGCAAGAAUUAGCUGUAAUUGGCAUGAAUAUAAUUAAAUGUUUAACUCCGCAGCAAUUAGAUUCUGGCUUCAUUAAUGAAUAACUCUGGUGUAUUUUUUAUAUAAUUAGGGUUUAUACCAAAAUGGUGCAAUAGAACCCUUAUGAUCUUACUCGGUCUGUUUUCUCUCACAGCCGAUCAUCUCCAAAUCUACGGAAUGAAAUUUUGUAACUCAUAUACAGUUUGAUGACCCAAAUACGGACGUAUAUCGUAAAUAGACAAAUUCUAAUUUACAAGUAUUAUUCCUUUUUAUUUUUUUUUUCUAUUUGCUUCCCUAAAGUGGCUCCCUUAAUAAGAUUUGUUUAUUAGCGAUAUACGUCCGUAUUUGGGUCAUCAAACUCUGUAUAUGUUUCAAAUUUCAAGUUUUUAUGAUUAAGCAAAUUAUAAGGUUCUAAUUUUGUCUAUUACACUUCCUUUUAA
Messenger RNA from Diatraea saccharalis (sugarcane borer), 1284 nucleotides. Lineage: Eukaryota; Metazoa; Arthropoda; Insecta; Lepidoptera; Crambidae. The record is from the annotation of a GenBank genome assembly.